This is a messenger RNA of Lates calcarifer (barramundi perch), 1834 nucleotides long. It is a transcript of the gene ogfod2, whose product is annotated as 2-oxoglutarate and iron-dependent oxygenase domain containing 2. The coding region runs from base 141 to 1193 and encodes 350 amino acids. The record is from RefSeq and is a predicted model, not a curated record. The transcript is spliced from 7 exons. NCBI's taxonomy places the organism in Eukaryota, Metazoa, Chordata, Actinopteri, Centropomidae. Gene Ontology annotation, molecular function: L-ascorbic acid binding; iron ion binding; oxidoreductase activity, acting on paired donors, with incorporation or reduction of molecular oxygen.
CGCUUUUAUUUUGAGAAUUUGAACCGGAAGUGUUGCAUUUGUUGUUGCUAACCCAGAAGUAGCUGUCUAGCAGGUCAGUUGUGGCAUUAUUAUGUUUUUCGGGGAUUUUUAUUAAGGUAAUUCAUUUGAAAGGGGUAGACAUGAAAAACGACGAGGACGGAAAGCCUCAGUUUUACACCUGUAACUGUUUCACGACUGAUAAUAUUUUCCUGGAGGACUACAAACUCCACAUUCGUUUUGUAUCGGAGCAGCAGUUCAGACUGGACUACCAGCCACUGCUAAGGAGGCUUGGUUGCGUCACGGAUCAACAGUUUGAGGAUGUGCUCAACGAGAUUUCACAGGAAGUGGACAGGCGAAGGCGUCUCAGUGUGACGUCUGCUGAGAGAGCUGCUGUUAUAAAAGACUCAUACCAGCCGCUCUAUCCUCAUGUCUACCAUCUGCAGGAGUCUUACCUCAGCCCAAAGUUCAAGCAGAUUGUCGAGUACUGUCGAAGCAGCACCACCAGUGAAGAAGGUCUCUUAGACCUGUUGGAGGAAGAGGCAGCUCCAAGGGUGUAUCGCUUCCCUGUGUUUGAGAAAAGCUUCUGUGAGGAGCUGGUGGAGGAGCUGGAGCACUUUGAACAGUCUUCAGCCCCAAAGGGCAGACCCAACACCAUGAACCAUUAUGGGAUCCUCCUGAAUGAACUGGGUUUUGACGAGGGCUUCUUUACACCUCUCCGUGAGCAGUACCUACAUCCGCUCACCUCCCUGCUGUACCCAGACUGUGGGGGCCGCUGUCUGGACAGUCACAAGGCCUUUGUGGUCAAAUAUGACAUGAAUGAAGACCUGGACCUGAGCUACCAUUAUGACAACGCAGAGGUCACUCUUAAUGUUUCCCUGGGCAAGGACUUCACUGAGGGAAACCUUUAUUUUGGUGAUAUGAGACAGGUUCCUUUAAGUGAGACAGAGUGUUCAGAGGUUGAACACAGCGUGACACAGGGCCUCCUCCACCGGGGCCAACACAUGCACGGGGCCCUGCCCAUCUCCUCUGGCCAGCGCUGGAACCUCAUCAUUUGGAUGAGAGCCUCGCAGGAACGUAACAAACUUUGCCCCAUGUGCAACAGGAAGCCAACGCUGGUGGAAGGAGAGGGCUUCGCUGAUGGGUUCACCAAACACUCCAGUGCCCUGAUGAACGUUUCCUGUGUGUUGACGUAAUGUAUCCGGCUGCUACAGGCCUGUGCAUGACACUGUGUGUAGGAUUUUAAUAGAUAACCAAUACUACACUGAGUGACUGUAGAAAGUCAUUAAUUCUAAUGAGACAUUUUGACUGUAUUCCAAAUUGGAAUGAUUAAUAUUUAUUAUUUGUAUUAUAAAAAAUGGGGGUAGCACUAUAACUCUGGGCUUCAGACACUGAAUCUAGUGUCCCCUUUUGUGACAUGUAUAAUUCUGACUUUAUUGUUCCAAAUAUUAGUCCAGUAAUAAUAAAAAAACAAUACUGGUCAAGCUCCUGUAUUUAUGUACAGUAUUACUGUAUUUCGUGCCAAACAUUAUUUAGAGAGUUUUAAAAUUAAGGCUUCAACAAUCUGACUUUUUCUGUCCUGAUGCUGAAAGUCAGGAGUCCUUACUAUUACUCAACACUGACUGAUGGCACCUUUACUUGUAUAAUUAAAUUGUUGAUCAGUCACAUUUUGCCAGUACUUAGUCAACUCAAUGGGGAACUCUACUGACACAUCGAAGUCUGUCCAGUCUCUCCAGAGAGCUGUGAAGUUUGAUAAGUUGCCUUAAGAGAUGUCACUUACGUCAGCAUUGGUUGGGGCUGAAGUCUGAAAGUAUGAAAUAAAAAGAUGAAAUCUCUG